Molecule: messenger RNA, 1021 nt
Organism: Chaetomium strumarium
Lineage: Eukaryota; Fungi; Ascomycota; Sordariomycetes; Sordariales; Chaetomiaceae
Product: necrosis inducing protein-domain-containing protein
Exons: 1
Coding region: 113-988 (291 amino acids)
Source: RefSeq, a predicted model, not a curated record
GUUCCCUCCGCCAGUUGCAGUUGCACUAGCAACUUGCAGUGAUUGUUGCAGUGGCGCCGGCAUUGGUGACGAUGUUAUAAGUCAUACUCUACCCCGACUCAGGGGUCAGCGGAUGGGAUGCCAUCGACCAUCCUCAGGCCCUUCAUUCCUCCUUUAUAGCCGCCGACCACGCCGCGCCAUGACUAGGCUCAGCCACGCGCUAGUGUUGCUCGCCGGGGCUGCGCCGACGACGGUACUCGCGGCGCCAUCGUUGCUCCUGGCUCGCGCGCCCAACCCGCCGACGGCGCUCCCACAGCGCGCCACAGCCAACGAUCUGCGCUGGCAGCCGUCGCUGGACUUCGACACGGAUGGCUGCUACAACGUCCCCGCGAUCGACGCGCAGGGCAACAUCGUGCAGGGCCUGCCGAACGAAUGGACGGGCUACGCCAGCGACUGCCGCGACCCGUCGGACCUGGACAACAACAACGUCUACUCGCGGCAGCGCUGCAACAACGGCUGGUGCAUCUACCUGUACGGCUACUACUUCGAGAAGGACGUGGCCAUCCAGAACUUCUUCGGCACCGGCCACAGGCACGACUGGGAGCACAUCGCCGUGUGGGUGAGCGACGCCACGGGCAAGGCCGAGUACGUCGCCGCCUCGCAGCACGGCAACUACGAGGUCAAGCCGGCGUCCCAGGUCCGCUGGGACGGCGACCAUCCCAAGAUGGUCUACCACAAGGACGGCGCCAGCACGCACUGCUUCCGCUUCGCCAACGCCGACGACGACAGGAUCGAGAACGCCAAGGGCGUGUGGUUCCGCGGUGCGCUCGUGUCGUACAACGGCUUCCCUUCGACUGCCGUGCGCGACAAGCUGAUGGCCUACGACUUUGGCGCCGCGACCAUUGACUUCAAAGACUCCACCUUCCCGGGUGCCAUCGGGCGCGCGAAGCCGCCGGCCAUCGCCAACUUUGACCCGAACCUGGAUGUCGGGUCACCGGGGACGCCUUGAUGAAGGUGUUUGUCCUGUCUUGGUGGAGGCAUG